AAUCAAAUUAAAAGACAGAAUACUAGCUAUGUGAUGUUAGUAAGUACUUCAAUUUUUAACCUAUUUCGUUUAUACAAAUGCCUAGAAUUGGUCGACGAAGAAAUGGGAAUGGGCGCGCACGAGUGCCCGUUGUUGAAGCGCAACCACCAGAGAGACGACGCGGAAGGAGAAACCGUGCAGUUGCUGCGCCAAGAAAUCAAGAUGUGGGGGCAAUUGUUGGUGAAGUACAAGUACAAGCACCUCUUCCUCUACAAAUCCAGACUCCUUUGCCAAUUGAAAGACAACCUGCCUUGCAAGGUCCCGUAACACCAGCAAUGAACGUACAAGCGCCAUUUGCGCAAGUUGAAAUACCAGCUCCUGUGCAAAUGCCUAAUCAAAAUGCUUGUCUUAGUAAUGAAAUAUGGAUUAUUGGUUCUUCAAUAAUAUGCAGUGCUCGUGAUCAUUCGGAGAACAGACCUUCAGGUAGUAAUUUAGGUCUUUUGAAAAAUAAUAAUUGUUUUUUGCGAUGGGCAGGCAAAUCUGGUAUGAAAUGGGACGAUGCUGUUGGCACAGUUAACAGUAUCAUUAAUUUAUGCAACAAAAUUCCACAUGCGUUGAUAUUGCAUUGUGGUGGGAAUGACAUAGGAAAUGUACCAUGUGGUGCUCUGCUAUAUCACAUUAAAUUCACAAUAGCAAUUCUGUCUCGCAUGCUCCCAAAUUGUUCUCUUAUAUGGUCAAGCAUUCUUCCCAGGCGUUCAUGGCGUUACUCAAGUGAUGACCAUGCCAUGGAAGUUACAAGAAAGAGAAUAAAUAGGGGAGUGAGAUCUUAUAUACUCAAACAUGGAGGAUACGUUAUCAAAUAUCCAGAUUUUGAUGAUCGUCCUCCAGCGCUAUAUUCUGACGAUGGAGUACAUCUAUCAUUUAUUGGAAAUGAUAUUUUCUUGAAUCAAAUUCAGUCAGCACUAGAAACAUUCAUAAAGUAUCCACAUUGUGUUGUAUUUCCUCACGAUCACCUCUAA
Mytilus trossulus (common blue mussel) is the source of this 998-nucleotide messenger RNA. RefSeq lists its product as uncharacterized. The coding region runs from base 78 to 998 and encodes 306 amino acids. Lineage: Eukaryota; Metazoa; Mollusca; Bivalvia; Mytilida; Mytilidae. The record is from RefSeq and is a predicted model, not a curated record. The transcript has 2 exons.